This is a messenger RNA of Pollicipes pollicipes, 895 nucleotides long. Its product is annotated as larval cuticle protein LCP-17-like. Gene Ontology annotation, cellular component: chitin-based extracellular matrix. The record is from RefSeq and is a predicted model, not a curated record. Lineage: Eukaryota; Metazoa; Arthropoda; Thecostraca; Pollicipedomorpha; Pollicipedidae. The coding region runs from base 1 to 567 and encodes 188 amino acids. The transcript is spliced from 4 exons. Gene Ontology annotation, molecular function: structural constituent of chitin-based larval cuticle.
AUGGGGAGCACGUUUUCACUCGACGCCUUGAAGGCCCACUUCGUCGCUGUGUUGGGCGUGCUGUGCUGCCGCCUGGUGGCGGAGGCCGGAGUUAAGCAGCGCCGCUCGCCGUUUGGCUCUGCCGGCACCCAGCUGACUCCCGUCGGCUACGACGGCGAGGAUCGCGACGCCACCAUCAUCAGUUACGAGAACGUGCAAACCGAUGACGGCUAUCAGUUCGGGUUCGAGACCUCGAACGGCAUCGCGCACGAGGAGGUGGGCCUGAUGUUCGGCGGCCGGGAGAACAACACGGGCGUCAUGGUGACCGAGGGUCGCGUCCAGUGGGAUGCGCCUGGAGGCUUCCGCUUCGAGGUGCUCUGGCACGCCGACGAGAAUGGCUACCAGCCCACCGGCGUGCACCUCGUGUCGGAGCAUUGGCACCCGCUGGCACAGGCACCCAGCUCGCUGGAUGAGUACAAGCUGUUGCGUAGCGCGCGCGAACGCUUCAACGCCCAGGAGACCCUGCGGAAGGUGGAGGCGCUCGCCCAGGCUAGUGGCAGCGGCCGGCCGGCUGCCAAACGCGACUGACAGGGAGAUCACUUCAUGUGAUCACUCCAAGUGAAGCCUUUUCACUUAAGAUGGCGAGGGGGCGAGGUUUUUGAGACAUAAUAUAGCGUCUAUUGAAAGUGCGUGCAAUUCUCCUUUAAAAAUGUUUAAUUGCUGUCAUGUUCUUGCUCAUUGUGCGGGACUAUCCGCACAAACCUUAAUUCCCUCAUUGUCAGCGGCUGAUUAUGCGUAAAGGGCACUGUGCCUGCUUUCUGCGCACGCACACAGAAUAGGGCGCUACGCGAAAAGCGAGGCAGCUGCUUGACAGUGAUGGUCGUGGUGUGAAAGUGGAAUAAACACCUGAGAUCAU